Penicillium malachiteum is the source of this 2529-nucleotide messenger RNA. Its product is annotated as 1-phosphatidylinositol-4-phosphate 5-kinase. The record is from RefSeq and is a predicted model, not a curated record. Bases 1 to 2529 code for a protein of 842 amino acids. NCBI's taxonomy places the organism in Eukaryota, Fungi, Ascomycota, Eurotiomycetes, Eurotiales, Aspergillaceae. The transcript has 4 exons. Gene Ontology annotation, molecular function: phosphatidylinositol kinase activity. Gene Ontology annotation, biological process: phosphatidylinositol metabolic process.
AUGCCAUCGUUCUCACAUGACGCCUACCCGACAGCAACAGCGACAGCUACCUAUCCUCGUUCAUUCGAGUCGCCUCGCAAGUCGCACGACAAAUCCUCUGUCGGCAACACUUUCUUGUGGACCAACUGGCCCAACCCACCAAGCGGCGACGCCCACCUCGACGCCCACCACGACGCCCACCAGAAUGAUCGCCAAUUGUCUACAAACCUGAAAAACGGGAGUGUGUACUCGCUGAAUGGCCGAUCAAGUAUCAGCUCUUACACGCGCGAGAUGUCCUACUCCAAGGAUGACAGCAUACACUCUUUAGGAAAUGGUUCCGCCAAAGAUCCUCGAGAUGGCGGUCGGCAGUCGGUCUUGUUGGAUGGGAAGUCAUCAGAUGCUGGACCCGGAGCAGGCUCCACGACAGCACCCUCCAUCUCAAGUCAGCUGGCUAAUGGCCUAACAAUCCAAAGCCACCGGCAAUCAGCGCCGGGAAAGCCAAUGAUCAAUAGUGAUCUUCACCGUCCCUCUGCCGAUGAACCCUUUAUUUCCGACAGGCCGACUAGUCCUUCCAAUUCCUUGUUACAGAUCCCAAAUGGCGAAGACACGGGUCGGCACUCUCCCGACCUAGAUCGGUUGAGCCCAGGACCGAAGUCCAGUCAUCACCGUUACUCCUCCCCUCCCGUACCUUCUAACAUUGACACAACUCCCAUACAAGACUCCCAACAGUCUACUAUACGACAUCGGCAUUCCCUACAGGUUCCGCGGGCCCUCAGCACCCGUCGGAAUAGCCGAGACCAGAACGAGGAGGUUGCUUCCAGCAGCGGUCGAUUAUCCCCAACUGUUGGCGGACAUCGACGCACGUCGCUCGGCCUAAUUCGUCGGGCAACAAAAACCCAGUCGGAUCCUCCCCUGGAUGAGACACUGCCUGAUGAGGAUGCGGCCCGAUGGGCAGAGGCGAUUAAGCAAAAAAGAGCAUCACGACGGCGGCGCGAAGAUGAUGAUGAUGAACGCGUAAUUGUGGGCACCAAAGUUGACCAGAAUCAUGUUAAUUAUGUCACGGCGUACAACAUGUUGACGGGAAUUCGUUUCACGGUAUCUCGCAUCAACGCAAAGAUGGAUCGGGAAUUAACUCCAGCCGACUUUGGAGCCAAGCAUAAAUUCUCUUUUGAUAUUACCGGGAAUGAGUUGAUCCCUUCAGCCAAAUACGACUUCAAAUUCAAGGACUAUGCCCCCUGGGUUUUCCGGCACCUCCGAGCCAAGUUUCGCCUUGACCCUGCCGAUUAUCUCAUGUCCCUCACCAGCAAAUAUAUUCUGUCUGAGCUGGGUUCACCUGGCAAGAGUGGCAGUUUCUUCUACUUCUCCCGCGACUACAAGUACAUUAUCAAAACCAUCCAUCACGCCGAGCAUAAGCUUCUCCGGAAAAUAUUGCCAGAAUACUAUCGACACGUGGAGAAAAACCCCAAUACAUUGAUCUCGCAAUUCUACGGCUUGCACCGAGUCAAGAUGGCAUAUGGCCGCAAGAUUCACUUUGUUGGCUCAACCAUUGGUCGAGAUUUGCAAGAGUCAGAUCUUGAACGAAACCCACGUGCAACGAUGAAAGAUCUAAACUGGGUUCGAAGGAAUCGAUAUCUCCAAUGCGGACCUGCAAAACGUGAUUUCUUCGUUGAGCAGCUGAAGCGCGACGUCGAGUUACUGAAAAGGCUCAAAAUAAUGGACUACUCACUUCUAGUGGGCAUUCACGACGUGGAACGAGGCAACGAAGAGAAAUUGCGCGACAAGACCCUUCAGGUCUUUCAGCCUGGGGGUGAUCGUGAAGAGGAGGCAAGCCCUAACAUGCUGAUGCGAACCCCCUCCAAACUUGAGAAUGAGCGUAAAGCCCGAGAACUCCGCAUGUUAAUAAAGCGCGAGCGACCUGUGCCCUUGGAUAAGGCAGCUGCGAAGAUGCCGGAAGAAAUACUCGACGAGCGCAAGUAUCAUGUUUUCUACGCAGAUGAUGGAGGCUUCCGCGCAACCCAUGAAAAUGGCCAGCCGGGCGAAGAAAUCUAUUAUCUGGGGAUUAUUGACUGUCUGACCCAUUACGGAACGGUCAAGAAACUUGAGAAUUUCUUCAAAGGUCUUUCCAAUGACAGAUCUCAAAUUUCCCCCAUCCCUCCGGAGGGGUACGGAGAGCGGUUUAUCAAUUUUGUAAAAGGGAUUACCAUGUCUAAAGAAGAGGCUGACCGCCGACGACAGUCUCGAGCUUCCGACCGGCAAUCAGGAGAGAAGCGACAAUCACGAUCGUCAUCUGUGGAGCGAACUAUGCAGGUGGCCGAGAAAGAGGCAGCCAAAGAUGUGUCGGUCACACACCCUCGAACCUUGGCUACUGUGUGGGACCCUGCGGAUGCUGCUGGACCUGGACCAACUUCAACCCUUCCCAUUGUGGACGAAGCUGGCGAGGCAAGUAGUAUAGGCGGCCACAGUUCACAUAGCCGGCAUGGUCGUCCUGGUACUGGCAUCGAUAAGGACCUACCCCCAGCUCCACUUGAUGAACCUCCCCAGCCCCCCUAG